UACACAUACGAUGAAAAUCCGGCGAUGUUAAGCAAGCUUAUUACUAACUUAAUCAGCACACUCUACAACAAACUUUGAACAGUUUACCUUCAAAAACUUGCGCAUAUGUACAGCCAAGCAGAUAGAGUUUAUUUUUUACCAAAUAGAUCUUGUCUUAAAUAGAUAUUGAUUUUGAAUAUUCUUGCAAUUUUUUCAUUUGCUUUAAGAAAAACAGUUUUGAGUGAAAAGUACAGAAAAUUUGCACCUAAUUAAUACACCUUCGACGAAUUAAACCAUCAAAUUAAAAAAGAAAUAGUUAAUUUAUUAAUAGUUAAUAAAUUUAUACAUCGUAUCGGCACGCAAUGGGUUCGAAGGAGCAGCAUUUUACGACGCAGCUGCUGCAGCACCUGAUGUUGAACAGCCACAUGCGAGUAUUCCACAAUGGGAUGGAGUUGGGCAUGGCUGACGUCGAGGCAUUCUCGCCCGUCGUGUACAACAUUCUGAGAUACAAAAUCAUUAACGACACUGUGCGCAAGAAGACCUACGUCAGGAAAGAUGACGGGGAACUCAUGGAAAUAAUUCGGGACAGAUUCUCAACCAAGACCUACCUGAGGACUAAAUCCGGACGUGUAAUCGAGCUCGACGGUUCUGAAGACGGUGAUGGGGGCAUGGACGUUUACUAUGACCCCUUGACUGGCAAGACGUGGGUGAGGGGUCAAGACGGUGAGAUGUUGGAGCUGAUUAAAGAUGAGAAGACAGGGAAGAUGUAUUUGAGGACUAAGAGUGGUCGGUUGCAGGAGGUCGGAGCCCACCUCGAGUUCUACAAAGAUCCCAUCACAGGGAAGACUAUUCUGCGCGAACGAAAGAAUCCAGGCAUGCAGGUAUUCACAGACCCUGUGACUGGGAAAAAGUACGUCAAAACUGCAGACGGUCAGAUCUUAGAGAUCUGGACUGACCCGGAGACAGGUAAAACUUACAUGCGGACAAAGAGUGGUCGAAUCGUCUCCGAGAUUGACGAGAACAUGAUAUUCUAUACGGAUCCCAGGACAGGAGUGACCUACUUGGCAGCCAAACCAGGAGCUGCGCAGUCUUCGGUGUUCACAGAUCCCAAAACAGGCAAGACAUAUAUUCGAACCAAAUCCGGCCGCAUUGUCGAAGCACCGGUGGAGGAGGGAGGCGAGUUCUUUAUGGAUCCGACCACAGGCAAGAUGUUCCUGCGUACCAAGUCAGGCAACCUCAGAGAGAUCCCAUCUGACGGCGUUGAGGUCAUCAAAGACCCUAGCACUGGCAAAGUGUACAUGAAGACUAAAUCUGGAAGACUGAUUGAGAUCCAGGGGGAUGUUGACAUGUAUGUUGAUCCUAUCACAGGGAAGACUUAUUUGAUGCACAAAGGGUCCAACAUCAUCACUGAUCCCAACACCGGCAAGAAAAUGGUUCGCACGGCUUCAGGGCGCCUGGUUGAGGUCAAAGGUAGCUUCGAGGUUUACGUGGACCCUGACACCGGCAAGACUCUUCUGAUGCAGACAACUGACGAUGGUAAAACCAUCUUGACAGAUCCCAGCUCGGGGAAAGUGUUCAUCAAGACUGCCUCGGGAAGACUUCAAGAAUUGGUGGACGAAGGAGGCAUUCUUUACGAUGCUAGCACAGGAAAGAGUUACUUGCGUACAGAGAGUGGUAAGCUGAUCGAAAUCACCAAUGACAGUGAAAUGUUCGUCGAUCCAGAGACUGGCAAACUCAUGAUGCGCACCAAGAGCGGAAGAGUGCACGAAGUAUCUUCCGAUGUCAAUGUUUUCACAGAUCCAAACACCGGAAGGACCUAUGUACGGACCAAGUCUGGUCGCUACUUGGAACUUGACCCAGACGCUGAGAUUGAAAUUGAUCCGUUAACUGGAAAAAUGUUCAUUCGCACCAAGUCAGGAAAUAGACGCGAGUUGGCCGGUGAGAUGGAGGUGUACUACGACCCCGUUACCGGAAAGAAGAUCAUGAGACCAAAAGGUAUGUCUGGAUUCGAAAUUGUGGUUGAUCCUAAGACUGGAAAAGCGUUCAUGAAAAGGCAGAAUUUGGACGAUAUUGAUUUGAGCAAGUUGAGCCCAGAAGAGAGAGCCAAAGUUCUAGCCAGACGAGCCAAGCAAAAACAACUCAGAGAUAAGCUGAUGAACGAAGCAAGCGAUGUGGAAAUGGCCGCAAAACUCGUGAAAUUGGAAGAACUUGCAAAGAAAAUUCAAGAAGCCAGAGCUCUGAUAGAAAAAAUGAAAGCUGAUGAGGAUGCAGCAAAAGCAGAAUUCGAAUCUAGUUUAAACGAAUUUCAGUUAUUGAUGCGAGAAGAAAUGAACUUUUUAAAUCAUCAGCACAAACUCAGCAAAGCGUUUCUUUACGCAUAUAUUGAAUCGCUGUUUAAGAACAAAACAAAAGCAGGCAAAAAAGAUAGCAAGAAAACUACUAAAAAGAAGAAAAAGUAAACUACAAAACCCAAGAUUAACCAGUAGUAACUAGGAAUAACUUAGAAAAAACAUUAAUUAACCUGUUUUCAUGUUUUAACUAUACUGCUUCUACAAACGCCUAUCCGAUGAUAACUUUCCACAGAGAGUCAAAUAACAUUUUGCCCUGGCGGCGAAGCGUAUCCAAUUCUACUUCAU
Messenger RNA from Symsagittifera roscoffensis, 2615 nucleotides. RefSeq lists its product as uncharacterized. NCBI's taxonomy places the organism in Eukaryota, Metazoa, Xenacoelomorpha, Acoela, Convolutidae. The transcript has 8 exons. Bases 342 to 2438 code for a protein of 698 amino acids. The record is from RefSeq and is a predicted model, not a curated record.